Molecule: messenger RNA, 3699 nt
Organism: Solenopsis invicta (red fire ant)
Lineage: Eukaryota; Metazoa; Arthropoda; Insecta; Hymenoptera; Formicidae
Product: regulation of nuclear pre-mRNA domain-containing protein 1B
Exons: 5
Coding region: 14-1198 (394 amino acids)
Biological process (GO): mRNA 3'-end processing
Cellular component (GO): RNA polymerase II, holoenzyme
Molecular function (GO): RNA polymerase II complex binding
Source: RefSeq, a predicted model, not a curated record
UGGCAACACUAGUAUGUACGUACGUUUGCGCUUGAUUCAGGUUCAGCUGUUGUCUGGUCCACGCUCUGUAUACGCGAUAACGACGACUGUGAUAUCAAGAGACGUGAAUUCUAUCCGUGGCACAAUCGAGACCUUAACGAAGGCCUCGCCGACAAAAGCCGCCAACGGCAGCGGACGUAGUGCGAUGACAGGGUUCACGGAGAGCGCCCUAGUCAAGCGACUGAUGGACUUGAAUCCAUCGCAACAGAGUAUCCAGACACUCUCACUCUGGCUGAUACAUCACAGGAAGCAUCACCCGACUAUUGUUAAGAUCUGGUUUAAAGAGAUGUGCAAAGUGAAGGAUAAUCGCAAGUUGAUGUUUAUGUAUCUGGCGAAUGAUGUCAUUCAAAAUAGCAAGAAGAAAGGACCAGAAUUUGGAAAAGAAUUUGAAACUGUUCUGCCAAAAGCCUUUGAACACAUGAAGGGUUUUGAUGAGAAAACAAGAGAGCGAUUGAAUAGGUUAUUACAAAUUUGGGAGGAGAGAGGGGUUUAUGAUAAAGCACAGAUAGCUGAAUUUAAAGCAGCUUUCGUGGAAUCUGAAAAAGACUCUGCACCACCACCAAAAAAGAAAGUAAAAACUGAAGUAGAAAAAAUAAAGAAAGACAAGAAGGAGAGAAAAAAAUCGGAAACAGAGAUAGAGGUGGACGGCACCAAAGAGCUUCAUGUAACACUGAGUCCAAGGACUCCCGGCGGCGAUCCACCAGAAACCGAGGAGCUCAUCAAAGCCUUAAUGGAUCUGGAAAACACCGCGUCCUCAGAUGCUGGUGUCAGGGAGCGUAUCGCGUCUUUACCACCGGAAGUCUCGGAGGUUUCACUGCUCGCAAAUCUUGCUGAUCGCACAGCCGCAGAUCAGUUGAGCGCGGCAGUGAACGAGGCUGCCGCCCUUCUCGCCGACUACAACGGACGGUUACAAGCCGAGAUGGAAGACAGAAGGAGACUGCUAACGAUGUUGCGGGAUUAUACUCUGGCGCAGAGACAACUACUUCAACAGGCUCAAAGCACUUUAGAAGAUUAUAAAGAAAAACUUAAGAAGGUGUGUACGGUUCGGUCGGAGGUGAAGUCUCACAUUUCUAAUCUUCCCGAUUUAACACAACUGCCCGAUGUGACUGGCGGCCUGGCACCUCUUCCCUCCGCCGGCGAUCUGUUUUCCAUGCACUAGUGCUAAAUCUAGGAACGCACUUGAGCAAGCGUGACGUUUAUAUAGUCAUCACUUCGAUUUACGUGGAUAAAGGUGAAAAUCGUCGAAAAAGAUCCAUAGUACAAUAGAUUUGUACGACGAUUUGAAGGAUCACAGUCGACGAUAACUUUGUACUGUAGAACAUUUGAUAAAUUCAAUGUACAUUAUAUACACACAUACAUAUACACACAGGAUGGAUCAUUUUAAUUAAUACAGUUAAUUUUAUCUGAAAUUAUUGAUAAAAAAUGUUUUAAGACAUUCGUGUUCGUGUUCUAGGCACAUGUUAUCAAACUGGAAAGGAUUCCGAUCAGAAUUAUUCUGUUUUUCAUGAAAAAUUAAUAGUUUUUUAUAUUUCAUGGCAAAAUAUAUCAGAAUAAUGAAUAAAAUAUCUCGUAAACUAUUGAGUUUUCGAUAUUUUUAUACUCAGAACAAUUAGAGUAAACAGAUUAUAUAAGAAAUUAAACAAAUCCAUUGAAAAAAAUGCCAAUGACCAUCUUUUUGGGGCCUCCAACUAGAAAAAAAACGUCACCAAAAUACGUCUCCCUCAAAAUCGUUUCACUUUUAUCUAAAACAUUUCUUUGUAUUAUCAGUUAUUUUAGAAAAAAUUGACUAUAUUGAUUAAAUGAUUCAUCCUAUGCAUGUGUGUUGCGCGCGCGCAACCGUAUCAGGCUGAUUUCUUAAAAAACAUAUAUUUGUUUGAAAAAUAUUUCAGACACCAAUUAUAGGGUUUUAAAUGACUCAUUACAUAAUAGUACGAGUAUGACCUUAAAUAACAUUGUCAGAAUCUCGUAAAGCUCACAUUGAAACUUUUAAAUAAAAAUCCCCCCUUUUUUUUAAUUGCAUAUUCUAAUUUUAAAAACUCGACGUUGUGUUUUUGUGUAAUUUACAUGUCUGGAGACUCCAAUUUCACAAGUACAGAUUGUAGAGCUUUUAUAUCAAACAAAUAUUGUCACGAUUUGACAACUUUAGACGCAUAUUUAUUUAAAAAAUGAUCUAAAUUAAAAAAACUUUUUUAUUCUUUGUAUAAAGUCCACACUGCAGACAUGUAUUAAUGCAUAUACUUUAAUUGUGAAAUAGAAUUUCCAAAUCUGUAAAAGUAUACAUGUGAAAAGUUGUCAGAAAAUUAUUGUAUUUAAUAAGUAAAACAGGACAAACUUUACGAUCCCCUUAAGUGAAACUUAAAUGUGUCUGUCUUUAUUUAUUUAAAAAGAAAGACAUAUACGUGUUUAAAUUUUGAUUAAAACCACAAUAACGUUGCUGCAGUCAGUAUUUUCUUUCAGGGCAAAAACCUGAUUCAACCAUUAGGAUUCACCCUGUACACACACACACACACACACAUGCGCGCGCGCAUGCACACACACAAUCCCCGUGAUUAUGUGCGUAAAGAACGAAACGGGGAAGUACUGAUGGAAUGAGACGAAAGUUAUUGAGGCUGUUGCUUGAGAGUAAUGUUCACAAUUAUUUGUUCGGGAAGAAAAUAAGAAUUUUUUAUUUAUACAUGUACUUAUAUAAAUAAGAAAUUCUUAUAACUACAUGGAUACCAUUAUAUAUCAAAUACGAAUAAACUCGAUAAAGAAAAAUCUAUUGUAUAUUGUAAAUCUCCAUUUUGUACUUUAAAUGAGGACGAGUUGCCUAAUUCUUUUUUUAAUCCUUUUUCGCGAAACUGCGUACAGUAUCUAAGUAGGCUAACAAAUUCAUUUUUAUGAAAUAAAUUGUUACAGAAGAGAAGGUAUAUAUACACAUACACACACAUAUGUAUAUGUAUGUAUGUAUGUACAUACGUAUGUAUAUUCUAACGACAUGAGAGAAAACGAUGUUCUUGCACUGCAAUGUGUCGCAAAUUUGGAAAAUUUGAAACAUCUCGUGUAAGACAUGUACAAUUUAUUUUGUAUGCUAUCAACAAUCUAUCUCAUAUAAACGGCGCAUAUAAUCAAAUUUCUUGUUACGAAAACUGUAAAAUGCUUAAAAGUAAAGCAUUUUGUAAACAUUCAGUUUGUAAUCUAUUUGGUGAAAUAAUCACAAAAUUAGAAUUGAUACAUUAACCGAGGCUUUCCAAGGCUUUCACAACAAGGUGUACACGUAUGUACACACGUAUUUGGAAAAAAUGAUGGUGUGCAGUAUUUUAUACAUUUUACUUUGUGCAUUGAAUCUCUACUAUAAUUGUUACGGACAUCUUACAAAAUAUUUUUCGAAUACGCAAUCCAUCGACAGAUGCAUUGAAGAUAGUGCUCCGAGAGAUUGUGUAACUAUCAUUGUAUAUAUUAAGCGGUCUCUAGACACUCAAUAUUAUUGUACAAUAAUAUUCCUUAGAAUUCAAUAUAAAUGAUUUUUAGAUACUCAUUAAUAUUGCACAAUAUUACUGAUCAUCUGUAGACUGUAUUAAUGACCUGUGCAAUACAUUGUGUCAAGCAAAAGUUUUUUUAAAUAUAUUGUGCAAUUUGUAAAAUAUUAGGCUGUCUGUGGGUACUAUUGCAUAAUAUUUU